UAGUGUCUAAAAGUACUUCUGUAUUUUUUGUUUAGAAUAUGGGACAAAACAUGGCAUAGGCAAACUGGGGGCUGGAAUUCGUCUUUGGGCAAACAUAAAUCCUAAUCUUCUUUUAGCUGUUUUUCUUCCUGCUCUUCUGUUUGAGAGCUCUUUUGCCAUGGAAGUGCACCAAAUAAAGAAAUGCAUGGUGCAAAUGCUACUACUUGCUGGACCUGGUGUGCUAAUAUCGACCUUUUGCCUCGGAGCUGCAUUGAAGGCCACUUUUCCCUAUCAAUGGGACUGGAAAACAUCAUUGUUACUCGGAGGGCUACUUAGUGCCACGGAUCCUGUUGCUGUUGUGGCGUUGCUAAAAGAACUUGGAGCAAGCAAAAAGCUAAGCACUAUAAUUGAGGGAGAGUCAUUGAUGAAUGACGGGACUGCUAUUGUCGUCUAUCAGUUGUUCUAUCAAAUGGUGAUGGGACAGAGCUUCAACAUGGGGAACAUAAUAAAGUUUCUUUCACAAGUUACACUUGGCGCUGUGGCUGUGGGACUAGCCUUUGGAAUAGUAUCAGUAUUGUGGCUGGGCUUUAUUUUCAACGACACAGUUAUAGAGAUCACAUUGACUCUUGCUGUUAGCUACAUCGCUUACUUCACCGCACAGGAUGCAGCGGAGGUUUCUGGUGUCUUGACUGUUAUGACCUUAGGAAUGUUCUAUGCAGCUGCAGCAAGAACAGCUUUUAAGGGAGAUAGCCAAGAAAGUUUGCAUCAUUUCUGGGAAAUGGUGGCAUACAUAGCCAAUACAUUAAUUUUUAUUUUGAGUGGGGUGGUAAUAGCUGAAGGUGUCCUAAACAACGACAAUCACUUUGAGAGACAUGGCACUUCAUGGGGCUAUCUUGUUUUGCUGUAUGUCUAUGUUCAAGUCUCGCGAAUAAUAGUUGUUGCCGUGCUGUAUCCACUUUUGCGAUACUUUGGAUAUGGCUUGGACUGGAAAGAAUCAAUUAUUCUUGUCUGGGCAGGGUUGCGAGGGGCUGUGGCUUUGGCACUAUCGCUAUCUGUUAACCGUGCUAGCGACAACCCAGAUCAAUCUUAUCUUAAACCAGAAGUAGGAACUCUGUUUGUAUUUUUCACGGGUGGCGUUGUUUUCCUAACACUGAUUGUGAAUGGGUCAACUACUCAAUGGUUCUUGCAUCUUUUGGGAAUGGAUAAACUAUCAGCGGCAAAGAUUCGGAUAUUGAGCUAUACGCGGUAUGAAAUGUUAAACAAGGCACUUGAGGCGUUUGGUGAUCUUGGGGAUGAUGAAGAAUUAGGACCAUCUGAUUGGCCUACUGUCAAGAGGUAUAUAACAUGCUUGAAUGAUUUGGAAGAAGAACAGGUGCAUCCUCAUAAUGUCUCUGAGAGUGACCAUCAUCUACGUAACAUGGCGCUCAGAGAUAUUCGAAUACGUCUUUUGAAUGGUGUUCAGGCUGCCUAUUGGGGAAUGCUUGAAGAGGGAAGAAUUACUCAGAAUACUGCAAUUAUUUUAAUGACUUCUGUUGAUGAAGCUAUGGAUGUCGUAUCAACCGAACCUUUAUGUGAUUGGAAUGGAUUACGAUCCAAUGUCCAUUUUCCCACCUAUUAUACAUUCCUUCAGAUGAGCAGGUUACCGCAAAGGAUCAUUACAUUUUUCACAGUGGAAAGGUUGGAGUCUCAAUGUUAUAUAUGUGCUGCAUUUCUUCGUGCUCAUCGGAUAGCAAGGAGGCAACUUCAUGAUUUUAUUGGUGAUAGCGAGAUUGCUAGCGUUGUUAUUGAUGAAAGUUAUGCCGAAGGAGAGGAAGCUAGGAAGUUCUUGGAAAAUGUUCGUCUUGCAUUUCCUCAGGUCCUCCGUGUGGUUAAGACUCGACAAGUAACAUAUUCAAUAUUGAAACAUCUCAGUGAGUAUGUGCAAAAUCUUCAGAAGGUCGGGCUACUCGAAGAGAAGGAAAUGUUUCAUCUUGACGAUGCCGUGCAGACUGACCUAAAGAAGCUUCUAAGAAAUCCACCACCGGUGAAAAUGCCCAAAGCAAGCGAUCUUUUGAGUGCCCAUCCUAUGUUUGGUGCACUGCCUGAUGAGGCGCGUGAUGCUCUGAAAGCUUCUAUGAAAGAAACUCUAAAAUCGAAUGGAGCGACCUUGUAUAAGGAGGGUUCCAGGCCAAAUGGCAUUUGGCUUAUCUCAGCUGGAGUUGUAAAGUGGUCAAGUAGGAGGCUCAGCAGCAAGCACUCAUUGCAUCCAGUUUUUUCACAUGGAAGCACUUUGGGCCUUUUUGAAGUGCUCGCUAGAAAGCCUUAUAUAUGUGAUGUGAUAGCAGAUUCUGUUGUACAGUGCUUCUUUAUAGAAGCUGAAAAGUUGCAGUCAUUGCUUAAGUUUGUCUCUGCUGUUGAAGAUUUCCUGUGGCAGGAAUGUUCUUUAGUCAUCGCUAGGCUCUUGCUUCCCCAAAUAUUCGAAGAGAUGGCUAUGCAUGAAUUGAGGCUUUUUUCGGCCGAAAGAUCAACAAUGAAAAAUUAUGGAAGAGGAGAGGUUAUAGAACUGAAACAAAAUUGUGCUGCCAUUUUAUUAGAUGGAUUUGUAAGGAUUAAAGAAGAGCAGCAAAAUUUUAUUAUGCCUCCUGCAGUAUUGUUGUCACCACACACUGAUGCGAGCUUUUAUGGCCUUGAAUCUUCAGCUCUCGACAACAGAGACUUUUGUUGUGUGGCAUCCCAGUUCGAGGUGGAGCCGAGAGCAAGGGUGAUUAUCUUCGACUUGGGUAAAUAUGAGGUAGAGAAUGCUCUGUCUCAAAGGUGGUCCAUGUCAAAAAUGGUUUCACCUGCAGUUGAACCCCUGCGAACCCGAAGCAGAGAACAUACUGGUUUGCUCAGCUGGCCAGAGAGCUUUUACAAAGAAAUAGAGCACCACCAGAGUACCAGUCGAACUGAUAAGCAACCCACUAGCUUCUCUGCCAGAGCUUUGCAGCUGAGCAUGUAUGGAAGCAUGGUGAAUGACAUGUACGGUGCCCAAAGAAGGGACCGGCGGGCUUCGCGAGCUAAUCACGUGCACAGCUUUUCUUAUCCUCGGGUUCCGUCGAAGACGAGAAGCUCGGAAACUUUGGUCUGUGUCCAGUCAGAAGGGAGCAGCAUGAAAAGAAGGAUGAAGUCCAUGAAUUCAGCUAAAUUUUCUCUAAUCCCUCCACUGCCCGUAAGAAGAACAGAAGUUGCUCCUGCACAGGAGAACUCGAGUGACGACGACGACGACUUGGGCGGCGAAGAAGUAAUUGUGAGAAUCGACUCCCCGAGUAGGCUUAAUUUUAAUCACGCAUCAGGCCAUUUGUUUUCUCCACCAGAGGAUCAAUAAUGGGAACCCAGUAUGUAAUUGUUCCAUUACUCUUUGUUUGUAAUUUGAUGUUGGCUUUUCUUUUCUUUUCUUUUUUUUUUGCUUAGUUCUGUAAUU
Messenger RNA from Ananas comosus (pineapple), 3418 nucleotides. Its product is annotated as sodium/hydrogen exchanger 7. Gene Ontology annotation, molecular function: sodium:proton antiporter activity. The transcript has 22 exons. Lineage: Eukaryota; Viridiplantae; Streptophyta; Magnoliopsida; Poales; Bromeliaceae. The record is from RefSeq and is a predicted model, not a curated record. Gene Ontology annotation, cellular component: membrane; chloroplast envelope. Gene Ontology annotation, biological process: proton transmembrane transport. The coding region runs from base 158 to 3322 and encodes 1054 amino acids.